AUGGCGAUGCAUGAAAAUGAGGCCUUCUGGAACGAUUUUCUCCGUCGACCCGCCGCCCAGAAGGCAAUCCAAUUGGAGCAGAGGCUGAUGAUGAGAGAAGCUGCCGCCGAUCUCAAGCAUAACCACGAUAAGGAGAAAGCAGAGCUGCUGGAGCUGCUGGGCUCUUGCAGCCCGAGCUCACAGGAACUAAUCCAGCCAAUGCUCGGCAGCUCCCGAGUCAGAUGGUUGCUCAAUACUGUGCGGAAUCGGGCGGCAACAAACGGACGACUCUUCCACGUGGAGCUUCAGUCCGAUGCAACAACUCUAGAAAAACUCAAGAGAUUACGCGAGGAGUUCGAACUCUCCCCAGUUUCAUUUUCUGCCUCAGAAGAACAAAUGCAUCAGGUGAAUUCCGAUGCAAUCAAAGAAAUCGGGCCGUCAGAUUACUCAGCCCCAGCACAGCGAACAUGGCGAGACAUUCCGCAAGAUGAACUUGCCGAGCGACUUUGUAAAGGAGAAAUAUGCCCCCGGGAUGAGUGGAUACCAGGAGUGUCGCGCGACAAACGGCCGCUGGAUCCUGCUAGUCUGGAGGACCAUCUGAAACUCGGUGACCGAAUGCUGCAAGAGGGACGGGCGGCGUAUGGCGCGGGUGAUUUCAAUCUAGCGAGCAUACGGUUCACACAGGGAGUGCAACUGCUGAACUGGGUGAAAGCGGCAAGAGUUGAGGACCAACACCUGAUUGACGACAUGUACCUUACGCACCUACGCAACCAGGCGCAAACAGCCCUGAAACUCGAGAAAUUUCAGGAGGCUAUCAAGGCGUGCACGACCAUUAUUCAAGACAUUGAUGAGCAUGACGCCAAGGCGAGGUACCGAAGAGCAAAAGCUUACACGAUGCUUGGACUUGUCAAAUGUGCCAAGGACGACUACGUCUUUAUACUGAAAAGUCCUUACGUCGAUGAAACUGCAGUGAAGGCAGCGCGGGCCGCUCUGGCUAACCUCCGUAGAAUCCUCAACAAAUACAAACUCCAAACACGGGAAACAGUGCAGCGGAGCGUGGCUAUUGACGUUUUUUCCGGAGAUCGGAUGUGCCGUGAACGCGAGGUAGCGGACGAAGGUGGGUUCGCACGCCCAGGUCACGCUGACGACUGUGCGGCCACAGGCCAGUGGACAGAAAAAUCACACGUCGCAGACAAGCGAUGGUUCGUCGAGCAACUAAAAGAAAAAACUUCCAGAUUAGAGAGUGGAAUCAACAUCGACAAGGCUUCGCCAGAUGGAGAAGCUGGGGAUGAGGGCGACGUCGGACCCUCUCGUGCGCCUCUGAAGAAAAGUUGGUUCCACAGAGAAUCUAGAUCCGAACAGUCUCCGACGGCCGACUCGGGGGAGACGAUACCACGGAAGGGUGACCGACGCGAGAAGCAUCGCAACGGAAAUACGGCCAACCCCCUACCACUUCUUCCGCUUGAGGAAACAAAACUACUUCUGGAAGAUUUACUGGACGCGUAUACGGAUCCUGAAACGCAGGCAGAGCUGGAAAACGCCACUCGGGCUGCAGACUUCGACAUGAGACGGUUUUUGAUCCGUGUGCGGAAGUGUCUACCGGAGAUUCAGCGACCCGUGUUUGAACGACAUCACUUGCCUGGCAAGAAUCACCGCGAGAAUCUCCGAAUAAUGGAGAUGAGUGUUUCACACUGGCGGUCAAGUGACGAGGCCGUCGACGAACUCCGAAAAGAGUGCUGGAACGCCAUCUUCGGCGACCUUAUUGACCUUGAUAGUGCGUGA
Messenger RNA from Toxoplasma gondii ME49, 1761 nucleotides. RefSeq names its product TPR repeat-containing protein. Lineage: Eukaryota; Apicomplexa; Conoidasida; Eucoccidiorida; Sarcocystidae. The coding region runs from base 1 to 1761 and encodes 586 amino acids. The record is from RefSeq and is a predicted model, not a curated record. Gene Ontology annotation, molecular function: protein binding. The transcript has 7 exons.